AUGUACGCUGGGAAGAAGAGAAAGAAGCCGAUGCCCAGGAGCCCCAAACCACCACCUCCUGAGGGGGUGAAAUCCAACCCCUCCAAAAGGCAUCGAGAUUGGCUUAAUGAGGAACUGAACAAGCUGACUGGUUUGCUGCCCUUCCCUGAAGAUGUGGCGGCCGGCCUGGACAAGCUGUCCAUCCUGCGGCUCAGCGCCGCUUUCCUCCGCGCCAAGAGCUUCUUCCGCGUUGCUCCGAAAAACCACAGUGCUGAAGGAGCAGAGAGGGAUAGAGACCAUUACAGCUGCCCAGCCCUGGGCAGGGCAGCAGUAGCAGAGGGAGAGCUGCUCCUGCAGGCACUCAACGGCUUCAUGCUGGUGGUGACAUUGGAAGGACUGAUAUUUUACUCCUCACACACGAUCCAGGACUACCUGGGAUUUCAUCAGACAGAUGUUAUGCACCAGAGCAUCUUCAAGCUGAUCCACACUGAGGACCAUCAAGAAUUCAGGCGCAACCUCCACUGGGCCCUCAACCCACCCCACGCCCCUGAAGGGAGGAAGAAUCUCAGCUCUUCUGCGGUUGCCUGCAAGCCUGAUCAAUUGCCCUUGGAAAACUCUUCCUUUCUGGAAAGGAGCUUUGUGUGCCGGUUUCGCUGCCUCCUGGAUAAUUCCUCCGGCUUCCUGGCUUUAAACCUUCAAGGCAGGCUGAGAUUCCUUCACGGGCAAAACAAAAGGUCUGAAGAUGGGUCUGUGCUACCCCCACAGCUUGCUUUGUUUGCCAUCUCCACCCCUUUUCAGCCCCCAUCCAUCCUGGAGAUCAGAACCAAGAACAUGGUCUAGGACUUCACUCCCUUGGCGUGUGAUGCCAAGGGGAAGAUUGUUUUGGGCUACACUGAGGCAGAGCUCCGGAUGUGCGGCACCGGCUACCAGUUCAUCCAUGCUGCCGACAUGCUGUACUGUGCUGAGAACCACAUCAGAAUGAUAAAGACAGGAGAGAGUGGCCUGACGGUCUUCCGCCUGCUGACGAAGGACAAGCACUGGAAGUGGGUGGAGGCCAACGCACGGCUUGUCUACAAAAACAGCAAGCCUGAAUACAUCAUCGUCACACAGAGACCCCUUGUAGAUGAAGGAGGAGAGCACCUUCAGAAACAAUCCAUGCAUCUUCCCUUCACCUUUGGUAUAAGAGUGCUUCUCCUGUAGCAAAGUGCUUAUCCUCUCCCAGGUUUCUGCGAUGCUUUCCAGAGCAAAGGGAAAACCAGCAAGUCCAAGGAGACCUCACACAGCUCCCAGAAGAACAGCAUUGCCUCUGGUUCUCUGCUGAGUGCCGUACUGCAGCAGGACAUGGCAGCGUACAUGUCCCAUCCAGCUCCACCCAACCACAACUUCAGCAGCAGUUUCUUGGACCUCCUUGAGGACACUUCCUUGCAGGGUGCAGGAGAGGCCUGGAGCACGAGCACUGCUCCAGUUUCCUCAAGGAAGGACAGCCUCAAAGAGGAGUGGCUGGAUUUGCAGCAGGAGGACCCUCUCUUGGCCACCUUGAACUCACUGACAAUUAACACUGACGAGAGCUGCUCCAACAACGAGCUCUUCAGUGCACAGGAGAGCCUAGGGCUGAACGCUGAAGACCUGGAGCUCCUGCUGCUGGAUGAGAAAAUGGUGAUGGUCAGUACAGACUCUGAUCACACUCAGUCCCUGAGUGACUUCCUCACCAACAACAAGAUCCUCUCUUCCCACACCACACUGGGGAACAAGUACAAGGAAGGCCAACAGGCUUGUGCCUGGCAGGGGACAAUCUCAAACCCAGGGAGAGGUUCCACUGCAUACCAGGCCCAUGCAAAGAGCAAGGACAAGGACUUACAGUACCCAUCCCAGCAAACACAGCAGCCUAGCAUUAUCCCAGGCCAGUCUGGUGCUCUGCAAUGGGAGCAUCCUCUCCAUAAUGCACUACCACAGCUUUCCCCACUGGUAUUGAAGCCAAUGGAGGCUGAGGAGGAGCUGUCUGUAGGCCUGCAGAGUAGACCCGCUGGGGAGGAGGGCCUGCUCCACUUCCUCCAGUUCACACAGGUCACUCCAUGGGCCAUAGCUCCCAGCUCUCACCUGGGAGCCCCUUACCCACUGGAGGCUCAGCAGCUGGAAAGUAACUUCCCAGCCAUGCAUCCCACCCAAGGGGUGGUUCUCCAGACCUUUUCCCUGCCCAUCCAGGGCCAAGGGCUUGGGGCAGCACCAAGCCAGCCAAAACACAAAGCUGGCCAGCGCUUGCUGAUGAACAGGCUGUGUGGCCACCAUCAUCCCUCUUCUCCACACUUCCUUCCCACCAGCAGCAACAGCUUGUGGCAGGGCUGUGUCUUCUCUCUCCUGACACGCUCAGCUCAGCCUGAUUUUUAUGGCAUCAGCCAAGACUUGAUCUCCCAGCAUCAGAGCUACUUGGAUCCAGCACCUGGGCCUGCCAUGCCAGCAGUACACUCUAACCUGAAUGGAUUAUGCAGCAUGGACACUGUAGACAGUGAGAGGUCCCAGGAGGAGAUGGUUCCAUACUCUGGGCUUUUCCCAUCUUCCUCAUGCCAGCUUAUGCCUGAGAUGCAUCCAAGCUCUAUUCCCUCCAUGUACCCUUUCCUGAGCUCAUCUGCAGAGCACUUUGGAAGCACUGACAGUGUUCUGGAGGCUCCUGCAAACUCCUAUGGAGUGUACACCUCCAUGCUGAGCCAGGAGAGCAGCCACAAGUGGGCCAUCCAAGACUGGACCAUCCACGCCCAACCGAUCUGGGGCAAGGAGAUGUGGUUAGACAUAUGGACUGUGAUUAAACAUAGAACCGUACGCGUCUACCACGUUUCUGGACAUCACCCCCUGCAGUCACCAGGAAAUGAUGAGGCCAACAUGCUGGCUUGA
This is a messenger RNA of Numida meleagris (helmeted guineafowl), 2865 nucleotides long. RefSeq names its product aryl hydrocarbon receptor-like. Gene Ontology annotation, cellular component: nucleus; aryl hydrocarbon receptor complex. Gene Ontology annotation, molecular function: nuclear receptor activity; transcription cis-regulatory region binding; protein dimerization activity. Gene Ontology annotation, biological process: regulation of transcription by RNA polymerase II. The record is from RefSeq and is a predicted model, not a curated record. NCBI's taxonomy places the organism in Eukaryota, Metazoa, Chordata, Aves, Galliformes, Numididae.